AUGUCUUUCUCUCUUUCAGUCGGCGCUACCGAGGGCCUCAAGGAGGAAAUGCCUCCUCCCGCCUCGAACGAAACCAAGGCUCAGGCCACAGCGACAUCCGCCACUCAUGCCGCCGGCCAGGACGCUGGCGCCGCCGCCGGCGCACCUCCAAAGGUGAAGACUGAGAAGGAGUUGGAGAAAGAGCGCAAGAAGGCCGAGAAGGCCGCAAAGUUUGCACAAAAGCAGGCCGCCCAGGCUGCGAAGGCUGCCGCCGCCCCUGCGUCUAAGAACAAGGAGAAGAAGGCCAAGGCUGAGAAGAAGGAGGAGGAGGCUAUCCCCGAAUACGUCGAAGAUACCCCGAAGGGAGAGAAGAAGCGCCUCAAGUCCCUCGAGGACCCUCACUUCAAGGCCUACCACCCCGAGGCCGUUGAGAGCGCCUGGUAUGACUGGUGGGAGAAGGAAGGCUUUUUCAAGCCUGAGUUCACCGCCGAGGGCAAGGUCAAGCCCGCUGGCAAAUUUGUUGUCGCUCACCCCCCACCGAACGUGACUGGUGCUCUGCAUCUUGGUCACGCCCUUGGUGAUUCUCUCCAGGAUAUCAUGAUUCGGUGGAACCGCAUGUUGGGCAAGACAACCUUGUGGAUCCCUGGUUGCGAUCACGCCGGUAUCUCUACGCAGAGCGUUGUCGAGAACAUGCUCUGGAGAAGAGAAGGAAAGACCCGCCACGACUUGGGCCGUGAGGACUUUAUCAAGAAGGUCUGGGCCUGGAAGGGUGAGUAUCACGACAAGAUCAACGCUGCUCUCCGAAAGAUGGGAGGAAGCUUCGACUGGAGCCGUGAGGCCUUCACCAUGGACGCGAACCUGUCCGCUGCCGUUGCCGAGACCUUCGUCAGACUCUUCGAGGAGGGUACCAUCUACCGCGCCAACAGACUUGUGAACUGGUCUUCUCGUCUUACCACUGCCUUGUCAAACCUCGAGGUCGUUAACAAGGAUUUGACUGGCAGGACACUCCUUGAAGUUCCCGGCUACGACAAGAAGAUCGAGUUUGGUGUCAUCAUUCACUUCAAGUAUCCCAUUGAGGGCUCCGAUGAGACCAUUGAGGUUGCCACCACCCGUAUCGAGACUAUGCUUGGUGACUCUGGUAUCGCAGUCCACCCCGAGGAUCCCCGAUACACCCACCUUGUUGGCAAGAAGGCUAGACACCCCAUUAUUGAGGGUCGUCUGCUGCCCAUUGUUGCCGACACCUACGUCGACAGAGAGUUCGGUACUGGUGCCGUCAAGCUGACCCCCGCUCACGACCCUAACGAUUUUAACCUCGGCCAAAAGCACGGCCUGGAGUUCAUCAACAUCCUCACCGACGAUGGAAACAUCAACGAGAACGGUGGCAAGUACCAGGGCCAGAAGAGAUUCGAUGUCCGUUACGCCAUCCAGGAUGAGCUCAAACAGCUCGGUCUCUACGUUGACAAGAAGGACAACGCCAUGACCAUUCCCCUGUGCGAACGGUCCAAGGAUAUUAUCGAGCCUCUUCUGAAGCCCCAGUGGUACAUGAGCAUGCGCAGCAUGGCUGAUGACGCCGUUGCUGCCGUCAAGGAUGGCAGAAUCAAGAUCCGUCCCGAGUCGUCUGAGCGCAGCUUCUACGCCUGGAUGUCGAAUAUCAAUGAUUGGUGCAUCUCUCGUCAGCUCUGGUGGGGCCACCGCUGCCCCGUCUAUCUGGCCAAGGUUGAGGGUGAGAAGACCGAUUCCCUGGACAGCAAGCGAUGGUUUGCCGGCAAGACCCGCGAGGAAGCCGAGGCCAAGGCCAAGGCUGCCCUCCCCGGCAAGACCUUCACCCUUGAGCAGGACGAAGACGUUCUGGAUACCUGGUUCUCCUCCGGUCUCUGGCCUUUCUCCACUCUGGGCUGGCCUACGAAGACUCAAGAUCUGGAGGAGCUUUACCCCACCUCCGUUCUUGAGACCGGUUGGGAUAUUCUUUUCUUCUGGAUUGCCAGAAUGGUCAUGCUUGGUAUCAAGCUUACCGGCCAGGUCCCGUUCACCGAGGUGUACUGCCACAGUCUCGUCCGUGACUCUGAAGGUCGCAAAAUGAGUAAGAGUUUGGGUAACGUUAUCGACCCCUUGGAUGCCAUUUCGGGUAUCUCUCUGCCUGACCUCCACGCCAAGCUCCGCGUCGGCAACCUUCACCCAAGUGAAGUUCAGAAGGCCGAGAAGUACCAGAAGUCGGCCUUCCCUGACGGUCUGCCCCGCAACGGUGCCGACAGUCUGCGUUUCACCAUGGCUGCCCUUACGUCUACGAGCGGUGAUGUCAACUUUGAUGUCAAGGUCAUGACUGGCUGGAGAAAGUUCUGCAACAAGAUUUGGCAGGCGUCCAAGUACGUUCUCGGAAAGCUCCCCGAGGACUUCGUUCCUCUCAAGGAGCCUGCCGUCGGUAAGACGCUCGCCGAGCGCUGGAUCCUCCACAAGCUCAACAGCGCUGCCAAGGACAUCAACACCGCCCUCGGCGAGCGUGAGUUCCAGCAUGCCACCGGUAUUGUCUACCAGUACAUCCUGAACCACCUUUGUGACGUCUACAUUGAAAACAGCAAGACCAUCAUCCAGGACGGUACCGAGGAGGAGAGAAACAGCGCUAUCCAGACCCUGUACACCGCCAUCGAGGGUGCGCUCACCAUGAUCCACCCCUUCACCCCCUACCUCACUGAGGAGCUGUGGCAGCGCCUGCCCCGCCGCCCCGACGACAAGACCAAGUCUAUCAUGAUCGCCAGCUACCCCGUCUACAACGCCAAGUUCGACGACCCCAAGUCCGAGGCCGCUUACGAGCUUGUUCUGGGAUGCUCUCGCGGCUCGAGAUCGCUCAUGAGCGAGUACGCCCAGAAGGAAGAGUCCAGAAUCAUCAUCCAGGCUCACGACGCCACGUCGAAGACCACCAUUGAGGAGCAGGUCGCUUCCAUCAAGUCUCUCAGCGGCAAGGGUGUCACUGGCAUUGACAUUCUCGGUCCCGACGCCGCCCGCCCUGCCGGCUGCGUCGCCUUCCCCGUUGCGUCGUCCGCCUCUGUCUACCUCCACGUCAAGGGUCGCGUCGACCUCGACGCCGAGAUUGAGAAGGCCCAGAAGAAGCUCGACAAGGCCCGCUCCAACAUUGAAAAGCAGCGCAAGGUGCUCGAGGACCCCAUCUACCAGGAGAAGGUCGCCGAGGCCGUCCAAAAGGUUGAUAAGCAGAAGCUCGUUGACCUCGAGUCUGAGGUCAGAGGUUUCGAGGGAACGAUCAAGCAGUUUGAGCAGCUCAAGCUGGAGUAG
This is a messenger RNA of Colletotrichum truncatum, 3264 nucleotides long. NCBI's taxonomy places the organism in Eukaryota, Fungi, Ascomycota, Sordariomycetes, Glomerellales, Glomerellaceae. The record is from RefSeq and is a predicted model, not a curated record.